AUGCUAUUCACAAAACUCGCCAUCGGCAGUCUAGCCCUAGGCCUAGCUACUGCCAGCCCCGUGGACACCACCCUCGCCCACCGUGGUCUCAACUCCCUCGAAGUCGACGAUGCCCCCAGCUACGUCCGCCCCUACAUAAUGCGCCACUACGCACACGCACAAGCCCUGACAAUCGGCGCGCAAACCUACCGGUUCUACGUAACAGGCCCGUCCUCCGGAAACGCCUUUACACUGCUCGGAACGAACGCGCCGACCUCUGCAUCCCUGGGCGUCCUCCCGCACAUCCACCAGCGGCACUACGAGAACUUCUUCAGCCUGAAGGGGCGGUAUCAGCUGUGGGCGCAGAAGGGCAAUGCCACGCAGCAGAGUCGAAUCAUCGGGCCUGGGGACUAUGGGUCUGUGGCGAGGAACACGACGCAUACGUUUCGGAUUCUCGAGCCUGAUACGGAGAUGAUUGGGGCGAUUGCGCCGGGGGGUUUUGAACAGCUCUUCUUCGCACAGGGGACGAACCUGACAACCCCAGUCCACACAGCGUACGUCCCCCAAUUCGACGACGAGACCUCCGCCGCGGGCCCCGACGCCGAUGUGAUUUCCUCGCUGGAAUCAUUCGACGUAUACGCGCAGCUCGAGUUCGAGACACGCACCGACCUCGUCGACGGCGCCGCGCCCUCGGGCACAGGCUGGCACACAGAGACCAACGAUCUCGGCGCCGCAGGCGAACCAUACUUCAUCGCGAAUGGCUGGGGACCCAAGUACCUGAACUCGGUGCAAGGGUAUCAGAUCGUCGCGCCGCUUGCGACGGGGGUUCAGACGCAGGAUACGAAUUUUACAAUGGCGACGGUUUCGAUUAGUGUUAUGCCUGGCAAUGGCACUGUCCCCGUAUGGAAGAUGGGCGGUGCGACGGCGUUUCAGGUGAUUGAGGGGAGGUUUGAUGUCCAGAUUGCGGGGCAUGAUACGGCUGAAUUGACGACCGGCGAUGUGGUGUUUAUUCCUCCUAAUACGAGCUUUAGAUAUUGGAGCGAGGCGGCUUUUACCAAGGUGCUUGUGCUGAGUGGGGGCCAUGAGGGGAUUGAUCAGAAGCUUAUUGAGGGUGGGGAGGCUUAUGAUUUUGUUACCUUCCCUGUCAAUUGGUAA
Molecule: messenger RNA, 1134 nt
Organism: Aspergillus calidoustus
Lineage: Eukaryota; Fungi; Ascomycota; Eurotiomycetes; Eurotiales; Aspergillaceae
Source: the annotation of a GenBank genome assembly